AGGAAGAAGCACACAUCUUUUGUUCUGCAAUCAGAAUACAAACGCACACAUUUUUGCACAAAUCAAUUCGAAGUAUCGAGUCACAAUGAAUCCGUAUCGAAAGAAAGGAACUUUGGGUGGAAAGGCCAAAAAACAUAAAUCCAAGAGGAAGCCAAAGGAAUCGCAGAUUGAAAUCAAACAAGAAAUAAAACAAGAGCCAAGUGACGGUGCCUAUUUGAUUCAGGAGAGGCCAUCAUCACCUCAAAUUGCGACGAAUGCAACCAUCAAGUCGGAAAGCGAGAGUGAUAGUGAGCUAGAAUUGGAAAGUAAGCCGAGUUAUAUGAAGAAAGAGGUCAAAAGCGAAGACGAAUGUUUGAAGAAAAUGUGUGACCCGACAAAGGAUGGAAAUGGAAUGGUAAACGUUGAUCGGAUUGGGGAAAGUUCAAGCAGUUUGAGACCAAAUUCGAAAGGCGAUCAGAACAAAAAACGUCAAGCAAAACGAAAGGACUCAAACGGCGUCAAGAAUGAUCGAAUGGCCAAAUCUUCAGAGAAGUCGACUUCGAAGCAUGAAAAGAAACACAAAUGCACUUUUUGUAAUUAUGUGACAUCGAAAAAAGGACAUCUCACAUUGCACAUUCGUACUCACACAGGCGAAAAGCCAUUCGCAUGUGAAAUAUGUGGCAAGGCUUUUGCACGAAAGGAUGUUUUGAUUCUUCAUAAGAAAACUCAUGCUCCAGAACUGCCAUUUUGUUGUUCGAAGUGUCGUCGAGGCUUUGCACAUGAAAUCGAUAGAAUUAACCACGAAAGUGAAUGCAAGCAUCCUCAAUAUCAGUGUCAUUUAUGCAAGAAAAGCACUUCUCGAUUGUUAUAUCUUAAGGAACACAUGCGAAUCCACAAUGGUCAGAGACCAUUCAGAUGCCGUAUUUGUACCAAAACAUUUGCACACAAAAUUAGUCUCAACGUUCAUUCACGCACUCACACCAAACAACUUCCAUUUAAUUGCGCACAAUGUGGCCGACGAUUCGCCGAUGAAAAUGAGAAACAAUCGCAUGAGGAUCAUUGCAAAGGCCGGCGAUACGUUUGUUAUCUUUGCCCAUACAAAUGUUUUCGUAAAAGCCAUUUGAAGCUGCACAUGCAAGUCCAUCACACUGGUGAGAGAGGAUUCAAAUGUGGUGUUUGUGGAAAGAAAUGUCUUCAGAAAGGUCAUCUCAAGCAACAUUUGGCCACACACUCCAAACAAAAACCGGUCCACUGCUCAAAAUUCCAUAAAUCUUUCGCUAAAGAAGACGAUAUGGUUGCACACGAAGCACGCUGCAAGCGUCGCCUUUUUCAGUGUUAUUUAUGCAAAGUUUUAAAGCAUAAAUCACAACAAGUACAAGGUCACAUGCGAAAUUAUCACACUGGCGAAAGGCCGUUUCCAUGCAAACUAUGUGACGGUCGUUUUUCUCUAUUUGGACUAGUUAAUCAACACUUGAAGAAGGAACACGGUUUGAAGAAAUAA
Contarinia nasturtii (swede midge) is the source of this 1480-nucleotide messenger RNA. RefSeq names its product zinc finger protein 544-like. Gene Ontology annotation, molecular function: RNA polymerase II transcription regulatory region sequence-specific DNA binding; DNA-binding transcription factor activity, RNA polymerase II-specific. Gene Ontology annotation, biological process: regulation of transcription by RNA polymerase II. The transcript is spliced from 2 exons. NCBI's taxonomy places the organism in Eukaryota, Metazoa, Arthropoda, Insecta, Diptera, Cecidomyiidae. Gene Ontology annotation, cellular component: nucleus. Bases 86 to 1480 code for a protein of 464 amino acids. The record is from RefSeq and is a predicted model, not a curated record.